Molecule: messenger RNA, 3420 nt
Organism: Lepus europaeus (European hare)
Lineage: Eukaryota; Metazoa; Chordata; Mammalia; Lagomorpha; Leporidae
Gene: MAPK1IP1L
Product: mitogen-activated protein kinase 1 interacting protein 1 like
Exons: 4
Coding region: 137-865 (242 amino acids)
Source: RefSeq, a predicted model, not a curated record
GGAGCCUCGCGCUCUGCUGGUGCCGCCGCCGCCGCCGCUGCCGUCAGUCGGGCUGACCUCGGUUCCUCAGCGCUCAGGUCCCUCGGCUCCAUCGUCGUUCCAGACCGUGCUGGGGGCUCAGAUCUUGCCAAGGAAAAUGUCUGAUGAGUUUUCGUUGGCAGAUGCACUACCUGAACACUCCCCUGCCAAGACCUCUGUGAGCAAUACAAAGCCUGCCCAAGCGCAAGGCUGGCCAGGUUCCAACCCUUGGAAUAACCCAAGUGCUCCACCUUCAGUGCCAUCUGGACUCCCGCCAAGUGCAGCCCCCUCUACCGUGCCUUUUGGACCAGCACCAACGGGAAUGUACCCCUCCGUGCCUCCCACUGGACCGCCUCCAGGACCCCCCGCCCCCUUUCCUCCCUCUGGACCAUCGUGCCCCCCACCUGGUGGUCCUUACCCAGCCCCAACUGUGCCAGGCCCUGGGCCCACAGGGCCAUAUCCUACACCAAAUAUGCCCUUUCCAGAGCUACCCAGACCAUAUGGUGCACCCACAGAUCCAGCCACAGCUGGCCCCUUAGGUCCAUGGGGAUCCAUGUCUUCUGGACCUUGGGCACCUGGAAUGGGAGGGCAGUAUCCUACCCCUAAUAUGCCAUAUCCAUCUCCAGGGCCAUAUCCCGCUCCUCCUCCCCAAGCACCAGGGGCGGCACCCCCUGUUCCCUGGGGCACUGUUCCACCAGGAGCCUGGGGACCGCCGGCACCAUAUCCUGCCCCUGCAGGGUCGUAUCCUGCACCAGGACUCUAUCCUUCUCCCAGUAAUCCUUUCCAAGUGCCUUCAGGACCUUCUGGUGCUCCACCGAUGCCGGGUGGCCCCCAUUCGUACCAUUAAGUUAACGAUGGAAGAAGAGAUGACGCUUUGCUUUUUGAAGUACAUACAUGUGCACAUGAAUGCGUAUAUGACAUUUGCUGGUUUCACUGUGAGAGGGCAUUCAUGAAAGAACAACUCUUGCACCUCUCAGAAGAUAUCUGCCUCCUGUACUUGGACGUGUAGUACAUCAGAUAAAAAUGGGAAAGCAGAUCAUUCAGAUGUGAUUUUGUUUGGUUUUCAUGCAAAGUUAAAGUGACUAAGUGUGUUGAAUAGAUCUUGGAUACAAUUUGUUUGAAUUAUAAAGCUAUACACAUAAAAUAUCUCAGAUGAUGUGAAUUAUUGUUAGAAUCUGCAACUUCAUUGGCAAAUUUCAAGUAUUUUUCUAUAAUCACUUUUCCCCCUAAGUAAACUUUGGAAAACAAUCACAUUAUAAUGUAAACAAAUGAUGCCUCUCAACAUUGUGAGCUGCUCUAACUACAGGAUAAAUAAACUUAGUCCUCUUGAGGUUAUGUAUUAGAUAUACAUUAUAAGACUGUAAGUGAUUAUUGUCAAAUGUUGAGUUCAUAGCCAACCAGUAUUCAUUUUUAUCUUUGAGCUUGUAGCACAAAUUUGUGAUUUAUUUUAAGCCAUAUGGGCUGUAAAGCACUAAAAUCUGGUGUUUAUGAAAAUUAACUUUGUCCUUAAUCCAGGUCAACAUGUAUCUAGAUUUUUAAGGAAUCAAUGAUUUUUUUGUAUUACUUUAGAAUGGAUUAUGAGACGUGAAUAUUGCUUUGGAAAGAGCUCAAGGACAGAAGUCGUUUUCUCCUUGUUUUGAACCUCAAAUUAGAUAAACCCUAGGAAUUGCUUCAUGGCAAAAAGUAAUUUUCAUUCCCACGCAAACUGAGGCAGCUUUUCUGUCCAGAUCAUUCGAUCUUUGUUCCUCCCUGGUCCCUCAGUUCUAUACAAGGAACACAUCCCUUGAUUCCUCCCUGACACGGAGAACUGGCACACUCUAGAUAAAGUCUGUCAUAAGAACAGAGCAGUUAUGUUUAGAGAAUCUGAAGUCGUACAGACACGACUGUUGUCUUUGUACAGGUGUGCAUUGGAAGUGUAUCCGUCUCUCAGAGUCUGGCUAAGCUAUGGCAUUGUCUCCUGCAUAGUUCCCUGGAUCUGCUUGUGAAGUGCUUACGGCCAGUCGUUCAGUUCUGUAUUUGUUGACUGGUACAUAAGUGAAAUUGAGUGCCAUCUUUGAAAAACAAAAUCUAGCUCUAACACUGAAAGUAAUAAAUUGUAGAUCCCUGCAAGUGACUUUAAAGCAGUGUUACUGUGUUGCUUAAAUAUUAACUAUUUAAUAUUUAAAUAUCAUACAGCAUUGGUCACUUUUUGACACCUUACCUUUAAAUCAAAUUCUUAGUUUUUGGAUAGACCUGACCUUAUUAAAUAGUGUUUUGAAAUUUUGAAUGUAUCCAUUGGGUUUCUAAAGUGUAAUGUGAAUUUUUCAGACCAAUGUAGAAAAUAUUUAUGCUUGAAUUCUGCUUUUGCCUAGAAAUAAAGUAUUCUGCAGCUUAAUUCUUUUAUAAUUAAAAUGUCAAGAAUGCCAAAUGCUGCCAAUUUAAUGUUUUGAAAGCUACCUCCUUUUAAGAAGUCAAGGUGGUCACUUUUGAGAGGCACAUGCGUUGUUUAACCCUUCCUUAUUUUAAGUAGAUAGUAGAUCCAGGCUUUUAGAAUUGACCAAAAAAAAAAAAAAAAAAACAAAAAACAACUAAUUUGUUCAGCAAUUUUCAGAUUAGGGAAUGUCAGACAACUCUUACAAAGUGGCAAAAGUGAUCUUUGUUUCUUUCACUUCUUCAUAAGGACAAGUGAUAGCUAUCUACAGUACUCUUAGACUCUUGUCAAAGUACUUUCCAAUAGACAAGGCAGGUGGCCAUAUCGUAUCUUACAUCAUUAGUCCAUACCAAAAUGUUAACUCUUGAAGGAUAGAAUGCUAGGGAAAAAGUGAGAUAGCAGCAAAGAUUUCUUUAUUUGUAGUUAUUUUGGCUGCCCUUCAUUGGGAUAAGUUGAUAACUCUGUCUUCAUAUGCGUUAAUGUAAUACUAGAGAGGAUAUAUAAAGAAAAGGUGACAGGUGUGUGUUGGGGGGUCCAAUUGUGGAGUCCAUUUGUGGGGAGAAAACAUUUUGCUAAAGGAUUUGAAGGGCUAUAAAUACAAGAUUGGAGAUCACUACUCCCAACAACAGAAUAAAUUUGCUAGUGACCCAUACUGCCCUGUGUGUCCUAGAUGUUAACUGCCAUUUGAAUGAACCCUUUGCUUUCAAAGACUUUACAACUGGUAUUUGGUAGUUUUGUGUUUUUGUUUUGUUUUUAGUGUAAGAGUAGAAAUCAAAGGGAUGAUAGAAUUCACUUUGAUUCACUUUUUAGUUUUGUGGGACACACACCAUUUCUUCAGUUUGCUGGGGUCUGGGAGUGGAAGCAGGGAAUUUCUCAAUUGUGGGUGCUGUGGGCCAAAAGUGUUUUUGGGUUCAGUGUGGAAUUAAGAAAAGCAGAAAUUUCAGUGAAUAAAUGAGGGGAAAGCAUCUAGGAAGAAUCCCCACCCCCACCCC